Molecule: messenger RNA, 2588 nt
Organism: Thalassophryne amazonica
Lineage: Eukaryota; Metazoa; Chordata; Actinopteri; Batrachoidiformes; Batrachoididae
Gene: fign
Product: fidgetin
Exons: 3
Coding region: 256-2508 (750 amino acids)
Molecular function (GO): ATP hydrolysis activity; ATP binding; microtubule severing ATPase activity
Source: RefSeq, a predicted model, not a curated record
UUUGAAUUUGGCUCCUCCGCACAGAACAUGCGCAGUGCGCGGCGCGCUGCCUUCAGUCAGCGGAGCAGCAGCUGUCCAGGAUUUGGAAUUCCAACAUGGCAGAGGCUGUGGUCAGUCUUUCCCUGACUAACUUGGAAUCAUUUCAAACCGCGAGCAGCCGCGCGUAACCCCAGCGAGCCGUGCGCAGCAGCCACGCUGGAUCAGUGCCGGCGUCAGCCCUUAAAGCUGCCGGAUCACCUACACAGGCUUGAAGACAUGAUCACUAGCAGCAGCAUUUAUGGCCUAAAGAUGCAGUGGACCCCAGAGCACACACAAUGGGCGGAACAGCACUUUGACAUCUCAUCCACCACCCGUUCACCAGCACAUAAAGUCGAGGCUUAUCGGGGCCACUUACAGCGGACGUACCAGUAUGCUUGGGCAAAUGAUGACAUUUCUGCACUGACUGCCUCUAAUUUACUUAAGAAAUAUGCGGAGAAGUACUCUGGGAUCCUAGAGGGCCCAAAUGAAAGAGCCCUGCUGUGUUCCUACUCUGAUAGCUCCACCGGACUCAUGAAUGGACGGAAGACAGAGAAUGAGUCCUGGCAGGAGGGGAUUUACCCAAUGAACUGUGUUCCAGAUGUUAUAUCUGUGAGCAAAGCUGGAAUGACAGCUGCCCUACCCCCUACAGAUGUGUCAGCUAGCAUAGGCAGCUCUCCUGGGGUGGCCAGCAGUCUGUCUGAGACAAACUAUUCCAGCAGUAACUGUGGGAGUCACACAGCUACGACUCUCCACUCGGGUCUCCCCUCUCAGGAAUAUACCACCAGCUACAACGGCUCCUACCUGCAUUCUAGUUAUAGUGGUCAAAGUACCCCCGGCCUUCCCUCCCCACACCCAUCUCCUUUGCACAGUGCUGGGCUCUUACAGCCACCACCUCCCCCCAGCCUGGUGCCCAGCUACAAUGCCGGGUCUCCAAACAUUUCCAACUACAAUUAUUCUUCAACAGGGUAUCCUGCUCAGACUGCUGUUGGCCCUGGUUAUAGUCCUGGGGGAGCGCCCCCUCCUUCUUCUUAUCUGCCAUCUGGAAUUGCAGCUCCAACGCCGCUCCCUUCUUCUACACUGCCAGGUUACACCUACCAGUCCCUUAAUCAUACCCCAAUUGCACCAACACCGUUAAAUGGCAGUACAUCCAACUCAUUAAAACGAAAAGCUUUCUAUAUGACUGGACAUGGAGACAUGGACUCUAACUAUGGUAAUUUCAAUUACAACCAACAGCGCUCCUCACAGAGCCCAAUGUACAGAAUAGCAGACAGCAGUGUCUCAGAUGCCAACAGAGGUAAUGGCUUUGACAGAAACUCUGAGGCAUCUUCUUUAACAUUUAAGACAACCAAGCAGCCAAUAUCUUCUGAUCAGCCAAGAAAAUUUAGCAUGCUCUCUGGCCGGGCAUCAACUCCUCCAACAUAUGGGUCAACCAAAAGCUCUGGAGGUGACAUCAGAACAGGCGAGGGCUACAACAAGUUUGGUUCUCCCAUCAUGAGCGAGCAAACUGAAGAGCACAGACAGCAUGUCCCUCAUUCCAUCACAGGUCCUGACAUUGUUACAGCUACCUCAACCAUUCAUGCUGCAGAGGAACAACUGAAGAACAGUGAUUCCAACCUGGUGGAAAUGAUCACAGCGGAAAUCCUUCAGCAAGGCCCUCCAGUGGAUUGGGGUGACAUUGCUGGUCUUGACAUGGCCAAAGCAGCCAUCAAAGAAGAGAUACUCUGGCCAAUUUUGAGGCCAGACAUGUUUAGUGGACUUGCCACAUUACCUCGGAGCCUCCUUUUGUUUGGACCUCAGGGAACUGGCAGAACUCUGUUGGCCCGCUGCAUGGCCAGCCAACUGGGAGCUGCAUUCUUCCACCUGAGCAGCUCUUCUCUAGUAACCAAGUGGCUGGCAGAAGGGGACAAAAUCAUCCAGGGAUCUUUCCUGGUAGCCAGGUGUCGCCAACCGGCAGUUGUAUUUAUCAGCGAAGUGGACCUGCUACUGUCAGCUCAACUUAGUGAGGAGAGUCCAGUGAAUCGCCUCAAGGCAGAGCUUCUCAUGCAGCUUGACAGUGUUCUUACCUCUGCUGAGGACCACGUGCUUGUGGUCUGCUCCACGAACAAGCCUGAAGAGAUACCUGAAUCUCUCCGGAGAUACUUUACCAAACGACUGCUUAUACCUUUGCCAGAUGGAAAAGCAAGACACCAGAUAAUCAGCCAACUGCUUUCACAGCACAACUACUGUCUUAGUGACAAAGAGAUGUCACUAUUGGUUCAGAGGACAGAGGGUUUUUCAGGACUGGACAUGGCCCAGUUGUGUCAAGAGGCUGUGGUCGGUCCUCUUCACAGCAUUCCCAGUACUGAUUUAUCAGCGAUCCACCCCAGUCAGAUGAGACCUAUCUCCUACCAAGACUUUGAUGGUGUGUUCUGCAAAUUCCAGCCUAGCAUAUCACAAAAGGAACUUGACAUGUAUAAUGAGUGGAAUAAAAUGUUUGGUUGUACUCAGUGACAGAAACUUAACGCAGUAUCUUUAAAUCCGUGACCAUCCAAGUGUUUUCCCUACAGUAAAAUGAUAUCGGACUGGAAAAA